This is a messenger RNA of Glarea lozoyensis ATCC 20868, 1233 nucleotides long. RefSeq names its product FAD/NAD(P)-binding protein. Gene Ontology annotation, molecular function: FAD binding. The transcript has a single exon. Bases 1 to 1233 code for a protein of 410 amino acids. NCBI's taxonomy places the organism in Eukaryota, Fungi, Ascomycota, Leotiomycetes, Helotiales, Helotiaceae. The record is from RefSeq and is a predicted model, not a curated record.
AUGGCGUCAGAAUCCCGCAAACCCAUUCUCAUAUCCGGUUCAGGUCUCGCUUCCUUACUUUUAGCUCAGUCCCUUCGUCAAGCGAAUAUCCCAUUCUUAAUAUUCGAGCGUGAUGCCUCCAUCUCCUUUCGCGCCCAGGGAUACCGUUUACGUCUCUCAGCCGAAGGCCUAGAAGCCAUAGAGUCUGUACUUAGCCCAGAAACAUGGAAGAUGUUCUGGGACAAAUGCGGCAAGACUGGAGGAAUGGGUUUUGCGGCCCUGGAUGCAAUCACUGGAGAAGAUAUCACCAACGAACCGGAGAAGCCAACAUACAAGCCAGAAAAGCCUUCGGAUCCGGAAUCAAAAAACCAACCACUCGCUCUUGCUUCACGUGACGGGAAAAUAGUAGGAAUUGCACGAGGAGAUAUGCGUAAAGUCUUUCUCGAUGGCUGUGAGCCUUAUAUGCACUGGUCACAUAACGUGACCGGAUACGAACUGACAGAUUCUGGUGUUCGCGCUAUCUUUGCGGACGGAUCGAAAUCUGUGGAAGGCGAUAUGUUGGUUGGUGGGGAGGGAAUCUACUCAAAAGUGGCAAAACAAGUAUCUGAUGGCAAGAUAAAGACCUAUGAUACGGGUGCUCGAGGUAUUCAUGGUCAAGCCUCUACUACGGCAUUCAAAGGCCUAGGUGAAGGUGUUUGGAGAAUAGCAGACGAGAGCAAUCCCAAAGGAAGGGUAUUCGCGAUCACCAACCUGCGGCCAGAUGAAAUGAACGAUCCGAAUAUAAAUUUUGGAUGGACAAUGGGAGGCCAGCCCGGCGUUAUCCAAGCUCCUAACGACAAUUACUCGAUCGUCGGUGUUGAGGCAGCCAAGAUAGCAAAAGAGUUAACCAAAAAUUGGCAUCCUCGAGUAAGACCGCUCUUUACGGAGAUGGUUGAAAGUGAAGCUGCGUUCUGGAAGAUCACUUGUUCGACACCAACUGGCGUACCUGAAUGGAAGAAUGAGCCACGAGUAACGGUCAUUGGAGAUGCCGCACACAGCAUGACCCCAGCAGGCGGGAUUGGAGCAAAUACUGCUGUCAGAGACUCUGCAUUACUAGGCAGAUUACUGACAGAAGCAGGUGGAUGGAAAGAGGGAGUGACUGCGGCUUACGAAAAGGAAAUGAGGGUGUAUGCUAGUGAGGCGGUGAAAGGCAGCUAUGGUAUGGCAACGAAGCAGUUCGGUGUCGUGAUUGACGAGAACUCACCAACAGUUUGA